GAUCGCCCUCCAGAGCCUCCCACUUAACUCCUUGCUGCUGAGGCCCUGCCCGCCCCACCCAGGGGUGGAGGCCCACCAGGAUGAGCAAACUGCCCGGCGAGCUGGCCCGAGACUUGGAGCGCAGCCUGCCAGCCGUGGCCUCCCUCGGCUCCUCGCUGUCGCACAGCCAGAGCUUCUCGUCACACUUCCUCCCGCCACCUCCAGAGAAGCGCCGGGCCAUCUCUGAUGUCCGCCGCACCUUCUGUCUCUUUGUCACCUUCGACCUGCUCUUCAUCUCCCUGCUCUGGAUAAUUGAGCUGAACACCAACACAGGCAUCCAGAAGAACCUGGAGCAGGAGAUUAUCCACUACAACUUUAAAACUUCUUUCUUUGACAUCUUUGUGCUGGCCUUCUUCCGCUUCUCCGGACUGCUCCUGGGCUACGCCGUGCUGCGGCUCCGGCACUGGUGGGUGAUUGCGGUUACUACACUGGUGUCCAGUGCUUUCCUCAUUGUCAAGGUCAUCCUCUCUGAGCUGCUCAGCAAAGGGGCAUUCGGCUACCUGCUCCCCAUUGUCUCCUUUGUCCUCGCCUGGCUGGAGACCUGGUUCCUUGACUUCAAAGUCCUACCCCAGGAGGCUGAGGAGGAGCGAUGGUAUCAUGCUGCCCGGGCCGCUGUCGCCCACGGACCCCUCCUGUUCUCGGGUGCCCUGUCCGAGGGCCAGUUCUAUUCACCCCCAGAAUCCUUUGCAGGGUCUGACAAUGACUCAGAUGAAGAAGUCGCUGGGAAGAAAAGUUUCUCUGCCCAGGAGCGGGAGUACGUCCGCCAGGGGAAGGAGGCCACAGCAGUGGUGGACCAGAUCCUGGCCCAGGAGGAGAACUGGAAGUUCGAGAAGAAUAACGAAUAUGGGGAUACUGUGUACACAAUCGAGGUUCCCUUUCACGGCAAGACAUUCGUCCUGAAGACCUUCCUGCCCUGCCCUGCGGAGCUGGUGUACCAGGAGGUGAUCCUGCAGCCCGAGCGGAUGGUGCUAUGGAACAAGACGGUGACCGCCUGCCAGAUCCUGCAGCGAGUAGAAGACAACACCCUCAUUUCCUACGACGUGUCUGCAGGGGCUGCAGGGGGUGUGGUCUCCCCCAGGGACUUUGUGAACGUGCGGCGCAUCGAGCGGCGCAGGGACCGAUACCUGUCCUCAGGCAUCGCCACCACCCACUGCGCCAAGCCCCCGACGCACAAAUACGUCAGGGGAGAGAAUGGUCCUGGGGGCUUCAUUGUGCUCAAGUCGGCCAGUAACCCCCGAGUCUGCACGUUCAUCUGGAUUCUUAACACAGAUCUCAAGGGCCGCCUGCCCCGGUACCUCGUCCACCAGAGCCUCGCGGCCACCAUGUUUGAAUUUGCCUUUCACCUGCGGCAGCGCGUCGGAGAGCUAGGGGCCCGGGCGUGACAGCGCCUCUUGCCAACCCUGCAGGCCAGGGUCCCGUUGCCACAGCCUCCAGAGCCAGAAAAGGGCCAGCUGGACUUCCUGCUGCCCACAUAGGACCUGGCUUCAGGUAGUGGGCAGUGUCUUGGUCCCAAGCUGCCACUCUGCACCAAGCCACACUGUGCCUGCGAGCCAUGGCUCUGAGCAGGGUGGGGGGCUGAGCAUUUGGACUCUGGGGCUCUGCCGGCUGAUGGAAGUGGCAUCUGUCCAGCUGAUGUUUUCAUGGUGCCCUUGCCUCCUGGAGGAGAAGAUCACGGUCCCCUACCUUGCCAGGGGCAGUGUCUGGGGUGGGAGCCUCAAACUUAGUUGGGGACGGCCAGGGCCCUGGGCAGGGCAGCCUGUCACCAGUGUUAAGGUGAAGGAGUUUUCAUCUGCCUGUUCUCGUCACGGUUUUUUAGGAUUAAAGGGUCUGGGACCUUUAUCCAUAUGAACUUAUGGGGGAGUGGGUGGCAGGUGGGGGGUGCUGGGUGCUGGCAGUGAACCUCUGCCUCUCCCAGGUUGUCCCCUUCCCCCCAGGGCCUCCUUGUGGACUUUGUAAUUUGAGCCAAUUAAAAAAAUGAACUAAG
Molecule: messenger RNA, 2023 nt
Organism: Galeopterus variegatus (Sunda flying lemur)
Lineage: Eukaryota; Metazoa; Chordata; Mammalia; Dermoptera; Cynocephalidae
Gene: STARD3
Product: StAR-related lipid transfer (START) domain containing 3
Exons: 15
Coding region: 81-1421 (446 amino acids)
Cellular component (GO): late endosome
Molecular function (GO): cholesterol binding; cholesterol transfer activity
Source: RefSeq, a predicted model, not a curated record